This is a messenger RNA of Staurois parvus, 397 nucleotides long. Lineage: Eukaryota; Metazoa; Chordata; Amphibia; Anura; Ranidae. The record is from the annotation of a GenBank genome assembly.
UCAGCUGUGUCCAAUCACAGCUGAUCAGAUGGCACUGAUGAUCAGUGUGCCCUGAUGAUCAGUGUAGCCCAGCAGUGCCACCUGUCAGUGUCCAUCAGUGCCUUAUGUCAGUGCUCAUUAGUGCCUCGUGCCAGUUCCCAUCAGUGCCACAUAUCAGUGCCUACCAGUGCACAUCAAUGCCACAUAUCAGUGCCCAUCUGAGCUGCCUUUCAGUGUCACCCAUCAGUGCCAGUCAGUGCCACCUAUCAAUGCCAAUCAGUGCCACCUAUCAGUGCCAGUCAGUGCUGCCUAUCAGUGCGCAUCAGUGCCUGUCAGUGCCACCUAACAGUGCCAGUCAGUGCCGCCUAUCAGUGCCAGUCAGUACUGCCUAUUAGUGCCAGUCAGUGCCGCCUAUCAG